UAAUUCGCGUGUCAAUUCAUAAAGCAAACCAAUCCUAACCGCACAAUCACUCAAUCCAACGGCCAGAUUUCUCCACUCAAGCCCUUCGUAGCCCACCAAAAAACUCCAGCCACGCGCCCCAAGUCCGCCACAAUCACGCUCGAGAUUUUCAUUCUUUCUAGAGGAAAACAAAAGAGAAGGAAAGCAAAAGGCAGAGAGGAGAGCAUUGGAAAGAAUUAGAUGUUGAAAGGGUUUUAGUAAGUUAGACUUGUGUUGCAAGAUAGAUCUUGUUGGUGGGUAACAGAUUGCAGGUUUUGUGAACACUUUACUAUCAUAGUAGCAGGUGCCUGAACUGAAUAAUUAUACGCAUUGGGCUUACACACUGAAUAAUGGCAGAUGGACUAUCAAGCUUCUGGGGUCCUGUCACUUCAACUGAUAGGUGUGAAAAAAAUUAUGUGUACUCUUCUUAUAUGGCAGAGUUUUUCAACACUAUGUCAAAUAUACCCUGCAUUCUUCUGGCACUUAUUGGCCUUGUAAAUGCCUUGAGACAACGGUUUGAGAAGAGGUUUAGUGUUCUUCACGUAUCUAAUAUGAUACUUGCCAUUGGGAGCAUGCUAUACCAUGCCACUCUACAACGUGUGCAACAGCAAGGUGAUGAAACACCAAUGGUGUGGGAAAUGCUCCUAUAUAUCUAUAUUCUCUACUCACCAGAUUGGCACUACAGGAGUACAAUGCCCACCUUCUUGUUUCUUUACGGUGCUGCAUUUGCAAUUGCUCAUGCACUGUUUCGUUUUGGAAUUGGAUUCAAGGUACAUUACAUUGUACUGUGCCUUCUUUGCAUUCCUCGGAUGUACAAGUACUACAUCCACACUGCAGAUGUAUCUGCAAAGCGGCUUGCAAAGCUAUAUGUAGUCACCAUAAUCCUAGCAAGUCUUUGCUGGCUAUUAGACCGCAUGUUCUGUGAGAAGGUUUCUGUUUGGUACUUUAAUCCCCAAGGUCAUGCAUUGUGGCAUAUUUUCAUGGGGUUCAACUCGUAUUUUGCAAACACAUUCUUGAUGUUUUGUCGUGCUCAACAGCGGGGAUGGAAUCCGAAAGUUGUUCACUUGAUGGGAUGUCUCCCCUAUGUGAAGAUUCACAAACCAAAAACCCAGUGAAGGGUCAAUGAAUGAGCAACUUUUAUUUACUCUUCUCUCUCACAUUUUGUUGGUAGGUGUAAGAUUUCGGGAAGUUUUAAACAAUAGCAAUCAUAAUUCUUUCUCGCCUCCUUCCGAACAUGGAUGUAAAUGAUCAUUAGAUGUCAUAUGAUCUGUUGAGAUAUUAGUUGGUAUUAACUGUAAGAAAAGUGUUUUUUUUUUUUUUAAUCGUUAUUUUCCGAUAGAGGAAGGAGAAGUAUUUGGUGGUACAGUAUAUUUUUUAAAAUAUGAUGAAUUGGGUAGCUAUCAGGAUUAUUGAAAGCUUGUAUUCUCAUUUUUCUAUAGAAGAUAUGCUUGAAUUUGUUUUUGCAGCA
Mangifera indica (mango) is the source of this 1486-nucleotide messenger RNA. RefSeq names its product alkaline ceramidase-like. The transcript has 3 exons. Gene Ontology annotation, cellular component: membrane. The coding region runs from base 369 to 1133 and encodes 254 amino acids. The record is from RefSeq and is a predicted model, not a curated record. Lineage: Eukaryota; Viridiplantae; Streptophyta; Magnoliopsida; Sapindales; Anacardiaceae. Gene Ontology annotation, biological process: autophagy; defense response to other organism; response to salt stress. Gene Ontology annotation, molecular function: hydrolase activity, acting on carbon-nitrogen (but not peptide) bonds, in linear amides.